CUCCCUGGAACGGGAGCCGGUGUCAGAGUUUCUGUGGCUCCAAGGGACGCGGCGAUUGGCUGGCGCUUGGAAAGGGCGGCGCUGAUUGGCCACCACGGCGGCGGAAGCCGGAUCCGUGUACAGGUCCGGGCGCGGCGGAGUCGGAGGGGCAGCCAUGGAGCUGAGCGAGAUGCUCUACAACAAGUCCGAGUACAUCGAGACGGCUUCCGGGAACAAAGUCAGCAGGCAGUCAGUGUUAUGCGGGAGCCAGAAUAUUGUGCUCAAUGGCAAGACCAUCGUCAUGAACGACUGCAUCAUCCGAGGGGACCUGGCCAACGUGAGGGUCGGCCGUCACUGUGUGGUGAAAAGCCGCAGCGUCAUCCGGCCACCUUUCAAGAAAUUCAGCAAGGGGGUUGCCUUCUUCCCCCUGCAUAUUGGGGACCACGUCUUUAUUGAGGAGGACUGUGUGGUCAACGCGGCGCAGAUUGGCUCCUACGUCCACAUAGGCAAGAACUGCAUCAUUGGCCGCCGGUGUGUCCUGAAGGACUGUUGCAAAAUCCUAGACAACACAGUCCUGCCCCCCGAAACUGUGGUCCCGCCUUUUACGGUCUUCUCCGGCUGUCCAGGGCUCUUCUCCGGAGAACUCCCAGAGUGUACUCAAGAGCUGAUGGUCGACGUCACCAAAAGCUACUACCAGAAGUUCCUGCCCCUCACCCAGGUCUAGCGCUUUCCUUCCCGUCUGCCUGAGCGUUGAGCAGGAAGAAGCCUCCACGCCUCGCCUGGCCCUGCCGGAGCUGUGCCCUGCUGGGAGUCCUGCAGGCGGCUGCCUUCCCCGUUCUUAGGGGGGCCCCUCCUCUCUUCCUGCCUCCCAGGCUGGUGUCUGUGAUCUGGGCUGCUCACUGUCCGAAGCUGUUCCCGUUUCUUGUUGACUGCUGAAGCCAGUCCAGGGCAAUCCCCCUGCAAAUGGUCUCGCUUGAGGACGCCCACGUAUUUAUUGAACCCCCAACCGUGUGUGUGUGUGUGUGUGUGUGUGUGUGUGUGUGUGUGUGUGUGAGGUGCUGCCAGCUGGGGGCUGCCCUGGGGCUUGGCGGCAGCAGCAGCCGCUCCAGGGGCCUGGGGAGGUGCCCAGCCCACUCCCUCGCCAGGCCUGGAGCGUCUUCAUGGAAACGAGUCCCAGAGCAAGCCAGGGGCUCCAUUGGGCCCAAGGGCCUCCGCGGCUGUGCGAGGCUUGUGCUUUCCCCCCUUCCUGCAGAACUUUCAGUGGGUCUGUCUGGAUUGUGAAAGGAGGGGUUUGGGGAGGGA
Messenger RNA from Hemicordylus capensis (graceful crag lizard), 1281 nucleotides. RefSeq names its product dynactin subunit 5 (gene DCTN5). The coding region runs from base 155 to 703 and encodes 182 amino acids. The record is from RefSeq and is a predicted model, not a curated record. NCBI's taxonomy places the organism in Eukaryota, Metazoa, Chordata, Lepidosauria, Squamata, Cordylidae. The transcript has 6 exons.